Molecule: messenger RNA, 3027 nt
Organism: Bacidia gigantensis
Lineage: Eukaryota; Fungi; Ascomycota; Lecanoromycetes; Lecanorales; Ramalinaceae
Exons: 6
Coding region: 1-3027 (1008 amino acids)
Biological process (GO): mRNA 3'-end processing
Cellular component (GO): nucleus
Molecular function (GO): mRNA binding; protein binding
Source: RefSeq, a predicted model, not a curated record
AUGGAGACUGCAAAUAUCUCUGGUACAGCGGAUGGAGGUAGCGCAUUCACACAAGAAUAUCAGUCCUCCAAUAGCUAUGACCCUGCCCCAGCAGAGCCAGCUGUUUCCGCUGUUUUGUCUCCUAUUAGCACAACACCUGUUGAUCCUUCCAAGUCCAACAACCCCACCUCUAACACCACUUCCAAACCCGCUCUAGCUCAUUUCCCUGUUGCUGUCGCCACCUCUGACCUUGCAGCGGAUCGGCAGAGUCAAUCCAGGUCAAUGUCGCGAGGUUCCUCCAGUGCCAGUUCAAGCAGCAACGUCAUUAUAACAGAGCAAACCAAUGAUAUAAUGCCUUCUCAAAGCGCACAGCAGGCCGUCGUUCCCAGCGUGAACGGAGCCUCUGUCUCUUCUCCACCUGCUUCUCGUGUUCUUGCUGUUGUUGAUCCAUCAAAUACAAUAUCUUCGGGUACUGAUGUCCAAGGCCGUGCUGUCUCGAACGCAACGCCAGUCCCAAACCUAGAUGGCGCUGUCGAAACACCUUUUGGUACUCCGAGCCAGUCUGGAGCUGAGAUUUCGGCGGUGCCGGUAAAAGCGCCGCCUCAAGAUGUACCGAACGUAGCGAGUGUACUUCCAAAAGCACGGCUUCCGCACGACAAAAUAGGGAUGCUAGAGGAUAGGAUCAAGGACGACCCACGGGGUGAUAUAGAAGCGUGGCUAGGUCUCAUUGACGAGCACAAGAGGAGAUCCAAGUCGGAAGAUGCUCGCAGCACUUAUGAGAAAUUUCUUUCACUAUUUCCAUUUGCGGCUGAAGUCUGGGUUUCUUAUGCUCAAAUGGAAAAUGAAGCAAACAACCGGAACGGUAUUGACAACGUGCUUGGUAAGAGUCUCAUACAAAUGCCGUAUCUACCGCUCUGGUCCGUGUACCUGGACCAUGUCCGUCGUCACAACAACCUCACAACCGAUACUUCAGGCACAGGUCGUCAAAUUAUCCAUCAAGCCUACGAACUUGCCGUGGUACAAGUGGGACUCGACAAAGAUGCCGGCCGGAUGUGGCAAGACUACAUCCUUUUCCUCAAAUCGGGACCUGGAAUCCUUGGCGGCAGCAAUUGGCAAGAUCAACAAAAGAUGGACGAGCUUCGAAAGACAUAUCAACAGGCCAUAUGCGUCCCUACACAAGCCACGAAUACUCUAUGGAAGGAGUAUGACGGAUUUGAGAUGGGCUUGAACAAAAUGACGGGGCGCAAAUUUCUUCAAGACCAGUCACCAGCUUACAUGUCCGCACGAGCAUCCUACACAGAACUCCAAAAUAUCACACGAAAUCUCAAAAGGACGACGUUGCCCUCACUUCCACCUGCUCUCGGCUUCGAAGGUGACACCGAAUAUUUAGAACAGCUCAGUAUCUGGAAGCGGUGGAUACGAUGGGAGAUAGACGAUCCGCUUGUUCUCAAGCAAGACGAUCUGGACGGCUACAAAGCUCGAGUCAUCUUUGUAUAUAAGCAUGCUUUAAUGGCCAUGAGAUUCUGGCCAGAGCUUUGGUGUGACGCAAGCGAGUUUUGCUUUGCCAACAACAUGGACGAGGCAGGUGAUGAUUUCCUGAAACAGGGUAUUGCUGCGAAUCCCGAGAGUUGUCUAUUAGCGUUCAAACGUGCAGAUCGUAUAGAGUUUGUCACCUCUAGUGAGGAAGGGGAGGAGAAGACUUUACGCCGUGCUGCUUCAGUCAGAGAGCCAUUUGACAAGGUCUUAGAUGCGCUUUAUGAACUAAUUGCCAGAUCCAAGGCGCGAGAGGAACAGGACUUAGCUCUCAUUGAGGUCCAGCACCAGGUCAGUGUUACUGAGCAGCCUACAAACGGGAUUGCAGGGGAUGAAAAGGGUGAUGAAGACGAAGAGCUUCGCCAAGAAGAUAUGAAGAAUCGAGAGAAACAGAAAGCCGAGCGAAUUGAAGCCACCAAGAACGUUCAUGCAGUCCAAAUGCAUGCUAGAAAGCGUGGGCGAGUCACCUCUGAUGUCUACGUGCAAGCUGCCUUGAUUGAGUUUCAUUGCUAUGAACCCGACACGGGACGGAAAAUAUUCGAGCGCGGCCUAAAGCUCUUUCAGGAGGAUGAAGCAUUUGCUUUGGAAUACAUCAAGCAUCUCGUUGCAAACAACGACCAUACGAACGCUAGAGUUGUCUUCGAGACCGUAGUGACUCGACUAGCCCAUAAACCUGAGACGACGGCCAAAGCAAAGCCUCUGUAUGCUUUCUUCCACGAUUUUGAGUCCCGCUAUGGCGAACUGAGCCAAAUUGUGAAGCUGGAGAAGCGUAUGAGUGAUCUGUUCCCCGAGGAUCCUUCUCUCGCGCUGUUCUCCAAGCGCUUUUCUGAUGAUGGCUUCGAUCCAACUGCCAUCCGUCCCAUCAUAUCUCCUGCUAAGCAAACAAAGCCCAAAUUUCUCCCUACCAUACAGGCCAUUGCGCCUGAAGCUCAAUUCAUUCAAGUCUCUACGAAUUCGCCCAAACGCCCUUUGCCUCUGGAUGAAUCAGAUAACGAGUCAGACCGUCCGCGAAAAGCUAUGCGCGGCGGUGCAUCACCUUUGAAGCCAGCUCCGGCCCAGCCCAUGAUUAAGCAGAACAGUCAGCAAUCACAUCAGCAAAUACCGCUCCAAUCUGUCCGUCCACCCCUACCACAGUCCUAUGCAAUUCCACCAUUGCCUCGAGACAUCACCUAUCUUCUCAGCAUCAUACCAAAGGCAGAGACCUACACUGCAACCAAGUUCAAUCCUGCCGGGCUCGUUCGAUUAAUCCGGGAAACCCACGUUCCUACUCAUAUCUCCCAAUUACCUCCACAAGCAGCUAGGGGAGUCACUGGGGCUAGUCAUCCUCCUCCGCCACCUCAACACAUCCCACCCCCGCAGACACCUCAACUGCAAGGUCCACCACCGCCAUAUGUUCAACCUGGAUCAGUCCCGCCAAUGCAGCAACGGCCUGGUCUACCUCCAAUGCCUCAAGUCCCCCCGGUUGGUUAUCCACCUUAUCCAGUUCCAGCAGGAACUCCAUACUAUUCUCGAUAA